AUGUCUACAAGUCUCGACGCAGAAGUUGCUACUACCACUGGGGUCUCAACUGCUGUUAAUUCUGACAACAAUAUUGCAUCUUCUAUCGAUGCGAAUAGCGCUAUUGACCAGCCUUCUAUCCAAGAAGGUAACAUUGUUAGCACUUAUACUUACAGUACCGAUGACACAACAGUUUCAAGUAUUACAACCACUGGUUCCAACUCGGAAGCAACUGGUGAUGAAUCCAACGGUUCUAACAACGGUGAUGAAGCCAAUGGUUCUAACAACGGUGGUUCUGACAACGGUGAUGAAUCCAGUGGUUCUAACAACGGUGGUUCUGACAACGGUGAUGAAUCCAACGGUUCUAACAACGGUGGUUCUAACAACGGUGAAUCUGAAUCUGAAUCCAAUGGUUCUAACAACGGUGGUUCUAACAACGGUGAAUCUGAAUCUGAAUCCAAUGGUUCUAACAACGGUGAAUCUGAAUCUGAAUCCAGUGGUUCUGACAACGGUGGUUCUGACAACGGUGAUGAAUCCAACGGUUCUAACAACGGUGAUGAAUCCAAUGGUUCUAACAACGGUGGUUCUGACAACGGUGAUGAAGCCAAUGGUUCUAACAACGGUGGUUCUGACAACGGUGAUGAAUCCAAUGGUUCUAACAACGGUGGUUCUGACAACGGUGAUGAAUCCAGUGGUUCUAACAACGGUGAUGAAUCCAAUGGUUCUAACAACGGUGGUUCUGACAACGGUGAUGAAGCCAAUGGUUCUAACAACGGUGGUUCUGACAACGGUGAUGAAUCCAAUGGUUCUAACAACGGUGGUUCUGACAACGGUGAUGAAUCCAGUGGUUCUAACAACGGUGAUGAAUCCAAUGGUUCUAACAACGGUGGUUCUGACAACGGUGAUGAAGCCAAUGGUUCUAACAACGGUGGUUCUGACAACGGUGAUGAAUCCAAUGGUUCUAACAACGGUGGUUCUGACAACGGUGAAUCUGAAUCUGAAUCCAAUGGUUCUAACAACGGCGGUUCUGACAACGGUGAUUAA
Candida tropicalis MYA-3404 is the source of this 1023-nucleotide messenger RNA. RefSeq lists its product as uncharacterized. NCBI's taxonomy places the organism in Eukaryota, Fungi, Ascomycota, Pichiomycetes, Serinales, Debaryomycetaceae. Bases 1 to 1023 code for a protein of 340 amino acids. The transcript has a single exon. The record is from RefSeq and is a predicted model, not a curated record.